Messenger RNA from Amphimedon queenslandica, 1137 nucleotides. RefSeq lists its product as uncharacterized. The record is from RefSeq and is a predicted model, not a curated record. The transcript is spliced from 6 exons. Lineage: Eukaryota; Metazoa; Porifera; Demospongiae; Haplosclerida; Niphatidae. The coding region runs from base 217 to 1122 and encodes 301 amino acids.
CUCUCUCUUCCUCUCUCUCACUCUUUCUCUCUGUCUCUUUUUUUAAAGGUCAAAGUUUAUUUACGGCAAACAUCUGGAGACAUCGUUUUUAAAGCUCCUGAUACGAGAGGUUUUGACCUUCCUCAGGUGGUCACUGGAGAAGAGGACGAAGGAUUUCAAGACGACUGGCUCUCUAAUCUUUAUGGGCGGGGCCACCGAGCAAGCACUGGGAGCACAAUGAGCUCACACAGUACUGGUACUAAUAUUACCUGGUCCAGUCACAGUAGCAGUGCUGGUAAUCUUAAAGCAAGUACGAGCGAUAUUUCAAAAGAACCUUCGACACUGUUUCUUGAAAAGGGUGGAGCCGAGAGUGAAGUGAAAGGUGCAGUGGGUGGGGCACUAGAAGAGACUAUGGGCGUGGCAGUGGGUGGAGUAAGCAGAGGGGACGAGAGUGGCUCCGAAGAGACCGUAGUCGAACAAUGUCCGUCACAGAUUACCGUGGGAACACUUCAAACGAAUUCGAGUAAAAAUAAAUCUGAGAGCGAGAGUGAGAGUAGCCUUUCCUCUUCAAAUGAGACUACACCCCCUCUGAUCACCGAGCUAGUCCCGCCCACGCCCACUAACGAGGAAGAUUCGAGGUCCGAGAGACUCACAAACAGUUUUAGGGACCUCCGCCACUCGCCAGGACUCCGGAAGCAAGAGAGGGAGGGGUCACCACUGGGGCUCCUCCCACCUCCAAUGAGACGGCCUAAGUUAGGUCCCAGUGUCCAGGGUUCUCGUAUUACGGCUAGUUUCAGCUCUGGGUCUCACCGACGGCAGGCUAGUAUGGGAGGAGGAGGAUCCAACCCUCAGACACCCUCUCCUCUUAUAAUGGGGAACCAUAAGAGACACAGUAGCGUCAGUGUGUUAUCUCAACGGGAAUAUCUACAAGAUGCUGCAUCAUUGAGCAGUAAUAAAACUAAGAUCUCAGUGUUAUCAACAUUAGAGCAAUCGAGAGUUGAUACUGAAUCACUCGUGAAUCAACUCAUAGCAAAUCAUGAUCUGACACCAGCCUCUGAUGAUGAAGGUCAGAGUAAUCUUAAGCUUUAUGUUGAUAGACAUUCUGGUGGUGUUACUCUUGCUGGCCACGACCUUGAUAGGUAAGAGCUAGGAAUUAAU